Messenger RNA from Anthostomella pinea, 3354 nucleotides. NCBI's taxonomy places the organism in Eukaryota, Fungi, Ascomycota, Sordariomycetes, Xylariales, Xylariaceae. The record is from the annotation of a GenBank genome assembly.
AUGGCACCUCCUCGCCCCAGGGCCAGCGCAGUCGACACAGACGCGUCCAUGUCAGAUGCUCCAGAGCCAGUCUCCAAUCCUGCCGACGAAGUGGAAGUGGACGAGACACCUGACUUCACCGACUCCGAUACGAACCCCAAUACCACCGCCAGCAGUGUUGUAGGAGAUCAUUUUGUCGAUGGCCGUAAGAAGCGCUCUGAAGCAAAUCAACUCCGCAGAAGCAUAUUUGGCAAGAAGCACGACACGUUGGGAGAAUCGAAGGAGGAUGAUAGUAUUCGGAGAUUUCGCUACCUGUUAGGUCUGACCGACCUGUUCCGCCACUUCAUCGAGACGAACCCGAAUCCCAAAAUCCGAGAAGUCAUUCAGGAGAUCGACCGUCAAAAUGAAGACGCCGCAAAAUCCAAGAAGGGUGCUCGUCAAGGCGGUGCGGCUACGGGCCGUGCUCGCCGGACUGAGGCCGAAGAAGAUGCUGAGCUGCUCAAGGACGAGAAACACGGUGGCUCAGCCGAGACCGUAUUCAGAGAAUCGCCUGCAUUCAUCAAUGGCACGAUGAGGGACUAUCAGGUUGCUGGUUUAAACUGGCUGAUCUCACUACACGAGAAUGGUAUCUCGGGUAUCCUUGCCGACGAGAUGGGUCUAGGGAAAACGCUACAGACAAUUGCCUUUCUGGGUUACCUACGGCAUAUAAUGGAUAUCACCGGUCCUCAUCUGGUCAUCGUACCAAAAUCUACCCUCGACAACUGGCGCCGAGAAUUCGAGAGAUGGACACCCGAAGUCAACGUGCUGGUUCUACAGGGAGCCAAGGAGGAGCGCCAUACCUUGAUCAACGAACGCCUUGUCGACGAGAAAUUCGACGUCUGCAUCACCAGUUACGAGAUGAUUCUCAGGGAGAAGUCGCACUUGAAGAAGUUUGCGUGGGAAUACAUCAUAAUUGACGAGGCGCAUCGGAUCAAGAACGAAGAAUCCUCCCUCGCUCAAGUCAUCCGCGUGUUCACCUCCCGAAACCGACUACUGAUCACGGGAACGCCGCUCCAAAACAACCUUCACGAGCUGUGGGCUCUGCUCAACUUCCUGCUGCCAGAUGUUUUCGGUGAUUCCGAGGCUUUCGACCAGUGGUUCUCGGGACAAGGCCAGGACCAGGACACGGUCGUGCAGCAGCUACACAGGGUUCUACGACCCUUCCUCCUCCGUCGCAUAAAGGCCGAGGUUGAGAAGAAUCUGUUACCCAAGAAGGAAGUCAACCUUUACAUCGGCAUGUCAGACAUGCAGGUCAAGUGGUAUCAGAAGAUCCUCGAAAAAGAUAUUGACGCCGUAAACGGUGCUGGUGGUAAGCGCGAAUCGAAAACUCGUCUCCUCAACAUCGUCAUGCAGCUGCGGAAGUGUUGCAACCACCCCUAUCUGUUCGAAGGGGCUGAGCCUGGCCCUCCUUACACGACGGACGAGCACCUUGUGUACAACUCAGGCAAGAUGGCGUUGCUGGACACACUUCUGAAGAGAAUGCAGAAGCAGGGCAGCCGUGUUCUCAUUUUCUCACAGAUGAGUCGUCUUCUCGACAUCCUUGAGGACUACUGCGUAUUCCGCGAGUACAAGUACUGUCGUAUUGAUGGAGGUACUGCACAUGAAGAUCGUAUUGCUGCGAUCGACGAGUACAACAAGAAGGACUCCGACAAGUUCAUCUUCCUUCUCACAACUCGAGCCGGAGGUCUCGGAAUCAACUUGACCAGCGCCGACAUCGUCGUCCUCUACGAUAGCGAUUGGAAUCCCCAAGCUGACCUUCAAGCUAUGGACCGUGCCCAUCGAAUUGGACAGACGAAGCAAGUGGUUGUGUACAGAUUUGUUACCGAGAACGCAAUUGAGGAGAAAGUCCUCGAGCGGGCGGCGCAGAAGCUGCGCCUCGAUCAAUUGGUCAUCCAACAAGGUCGUGCUCACCCGGGAGCCAAAGGACCGGCCGCCAAAGAUGAGCUUCUGACCAUGAUCCAGCAUGGAGCUGAGAAGGUCUUCCAGACUAAAGCUGCGACUGGAGCGGCAGCAAAGGGCACCGAGUUCAAUGACGAUGAUAUGGACGCCAUAUUGGCCAAGGGCGAGAACCGAACGAAGCAACUCAACGCCAAGUACGAACAACUGGGUAUCGAUGAUCUGCAAAAGUUUUCGUCGGAAUCUGCUUACGAGUGGAACGGCGAGAAGUUUGGCGGCAAGAAGAAGGAGAUCGGAAUCAACUGGAUCAACCCUGCGAAACGUGAACGCAAAGAGCAGUCAUACUCGGUCGACAAGUUCUACAGACAAGCCAUCUACGGCACCACCAAGGCAGAGGCCAAGCCAAAGGCGCCCCGAGCACCUAAGCAAGUUGUUGCCCACGACUACCAGUUCUAUCCUCCGCGUCUCCAGGAGCUCCAAGAGCGUGAGACCUCAUACUAUCGAAAGGAGAUUGGUUACAAAGCCACUCUACCUGAAGGCGAGGAUGAAAACUUGUCGGAACGAGAAGCGGAGCAAGCCCUGGACCAGGAGGAAAUUGACAAUGCAACCCCCCUCAAUGAGGAGGAACAGGAAGAGAAGCAGAAACUAUCACUCCAGGGCUUCGGGGAUUGGAACCGAAGAGAUUUCCAGCAAUUCAUCAAUGGCUCUGCCAAGUACGGGCGCAACGACUACGAGAGAAUAUCAAGAGAAGUGGCCAACAAGACACCGUCCGAGAUCAAGGAUUACGCCAAGGUGUUCUGGAAGCGAUACACAGAGAUUGCCGAGUAUCCCAAGUACCUCGGGGUGAUCGAUGCUGGAGAAGAGCGCCGCGGUAAAACCGAACACCAACGGAAGAUGCUCCGCAAGAAGAUGCAGCAAUACCGCGUGCCGCUCCAGCAGAUGAAGAUCAACUAUUCCGUCUCCACUACCAACAAGAAGGUCUACAACGAAGAGGAAGACAGGUUCCUUCUGGUCCUCCUCGACCGAUAUGGCAUUGACUCGGAGGGGAUCCAUGAGCGCAUCUGCGACGAGAUACGUGAAAGCCCUCUAUUCCGAUUUGACUGGUUCUUCCUCAGCCGCACACCGACAGAGAUCAGUCGUCGUUGCACUACCCUUCUCACUACUAUUGUGAAGGAGUUUGAAGAUGUGCAUCCGACCGGCGCCAACGGUGUUAAUGGCAAGUCGAAGAGAGAGCCGGAAGAUGAGGAGAACGACGAGGAUAGCAUCCUCGGGAUGGCCCCGGCCAAGAAGAAGUCCAAGAACGGUGUCAAGAACAAAGCCCUGGAUAACGUGAAGGGUGGCAGCAAAGCCAAGUCGGCGACUCCAUCGCGAGCAUCGAGCGUUGUUUCUACGAAUUCGGCGUCCGGUUCCAAGGCGAAGUCCAAGGGAAAGAAGAAGUGA